AUGGCACAGGCUGCUGCUGAUGAGAAUCUUGCCAGGAACAUUUUCAGGGUAACCUUGGAAGAUGAUGUAGCAGAAAAAGAUGAUACCUAUGUGCACAGUAUUGCCCUGGGCAUGUCACAGAUGAAACUCAUGGACCAGGAUGUCAAUUCUAGAGAGCAUUCAGGUCAGCAUGAAGAGGAAGCAUGGAGAGACUAUCACAUACUCUAUCUUCUCGACUGCAAAGCCCACAACCAUGUCCGUGCAGUGACGAAUGUCAUAGAUAAGCUAGAUACGACCGGCGAUGAUGAAACACUGGCAGCACUCUCAGACGAACAUGCCUGGAUGGAGAAGACGUUGAGGGAGGUGACGAACAUGAACGUCGGAACUGACGCCUUUGUUACAGGAAACUAA
Molecule: messenger RNA, 390 nt
Organism: Suillus discolor
Lineage: Eukaryota; Fungi; Basidiomycota; Agaricomycetes; Boletales; Suillaceae
Exons: 2
Coding region: 1-390 (129 amino acids)
Source: RefSeq, a predicted model, not a curated record